Messenger RNA from Quercus lobata, 760 nucleotides. RefSeq lists its product as uncharacterized. Bases 1 to 582 code for a protein of 193 amino acids. The transcript is spliced from 4 exons. Lineage: Eukaryota; Viridiplantae; Streptophyta; Magnoliopsida; Fagales; Fagaceae. The record is from RefSeq and is a predicted model, not a curated record.
AUGUCAUUCGUUUCCCCAAGUACGUACAAGGGUACUCCGUAUUCUUAUUUCUUUACAUUUUGGACGACUGAUGGUGCUAAUAAGACAGGCUGCUUCAACAUUGCUUGCCCUGGUUUUGUGCAAGUUGACAAAAGAGUUUAUCCCGGGUCACCUAUAAGUAAUGUAUCCAUUCCUAAUGGUCCUCAAUUUGAGAUUGGACUCUCUAUUUCAAAGGCGGAAGAUGGCAAUUGGUGGGUAACAAAAGAUCAAAUUAAUAUUGGAUAUUUUCCAGCAGCAAUAUUUAAUAAUUUUGUUGAACCUGAAACUGUUGGUUGGGGAGGGUUCGCUGUUAAUCCCCCAAAUGGAAUUAGCCCACCCAUGGGAUCCGGAAUAUUUCCAGAUGACAAUUAUGGACAUACAAGUCAAUUUAGAGCGAUCCAGUAUAGAAAUAGUUCCGGAGUGCUAAAUGGACCUCAUAAAUAUACUUAUGAUACAAUCAUUGACAGCCCUAACUGCUAUCUCAUAGAUUUUCAUGGAUAUAUAGGUACGUUCGAGGGAUACACCUUCGGGUUUGGUGGACCUGGUGGGGAUUGUGGCAAUUAAAAUUUUUUGUACCACAAGUCCAGUGGGCUGUGCUUUUCAAUUGAACAGAACUAGUUCCCAUCUCUUCCCUAGUCCCUCGUGUUGUUGAGGCUAUGGAUCGAGAUGGCUCUAGGCCUAGUUCUUUUAAUUGUAAUCGUGUUCUUUUCAGUAAUUCAAUAAAAUAAAGUACUUAUUUAGC